CCGCCCCUUCCUUCCCUCUCUCUCUCCCCAGCCGGAGCUGGACGGGCCGAGUGCCCGGGCAGGGUCGAGGGGCGGGGGAAGGAGCGGGUCCCGCGUCCCUCCUCCAAGCGCCGGGCCUCCUUGCAGCGCCCUGCGGUCGCGCGCCCGCGCCGCCCCGCCCCAGCGGCCCCAAGUUCUGUGGGUGAGCGGCGGCAGGAGGCGCCAUGGCCGACAGGACUAGGGCGGCGCUCUCCGAGUCGGGCUGGUAUCUUUCAGAUGAAGGAAUUGAGGCUUGCAUAAGUUCUUCAGAAAAAGUUAAUACAAAUGACAUUAUCCUAGUUGCCCUUAAUACAGAUUUAAGAACGAUUGGCAAGAAAUUCCUCCCCAGUGACAUCAAUGGUGGAAAGGUGGAAAAGCUGGAAGGGCCGUGUGUUCUGCAAAUACAGAAAAUACGCAAUGUCGCUGCACCAAAGGAUAACGAAGAAUCUCAGGCUGCUCCCAGAAUGUUACGCUUACAGAUGACCGAUGGACACACGAGCUGCACGGCUGUGGAAUACAGUAGCAUGUCAAAAAUAAGCCUGAACACUCCACCUGGAACAAAAAUUAAGCUUUCAGGAAUUGUUGAAGUGAGAAAUGGAUUCUUGCUGCUGGAUGACAGUAACACAGCAGUUCUCGGAGGUGAAGUGGAGCAUCUUAUAGAAAAGUGGGAAUUGCAAAGGAGUUUAGCAAAACACAAUAGGAGUAACAUUGGAACGGAAGGGGGACCUCCUCCUUUUGUACCUUUUGGACAGAAAUGUGGGUCUCACAUGCAGGUGGAUAGCAGAGAGCUUGAUCGCAGGAAGACUCUUCAGAUGACAAAUACUGUAAAAACUGUUGUGGACAAUGAUGAAUUUGAAAAACAGAGAACAGCUGCUAUUGCUGAAGUAGCAAAGAGCAAAGAGACCAAGACAUUUGGAGGAGGUGGUGGUAGUAGCAGAAGUAACCUCAGUGUGAGUACUGGAGGGAAUCGAAACAGGGAACUGUUCCAGAAAGAGAAGAUAACAAAACCUGAGGGAAAGAAUGAAGGCGUCUACCGAGAACUGGUUGAUGAAAAGGCCCUAAAACACAUAACAGAGAUGGGUUUCAGCAAAGAAGCAGCAAGACAGGCACUUAUGGAUAACAGCAACAGCCUAGAGGCAGCAUUAAAUUUUCUUCUUAACAGCAGUAAACAAAAACCCGUUCAGGGACCACCACCUAGAGGUAAAGGGAAGGGCCGAGGCCGAAUAAGACCUGAAGAUGAAGAAGAGCUGGGAAACGCCAGACCGUCUGCACCAAGCACACUGUUUGAUUUCUUGGAAUCCAAAAUGGGUACUCUAACAGUGGAGGAACCGAAAUUGCAGUUUCACCCACCCCAUCAGGUACAGCCCAAAGUUGUGAAUACAGAACAGAAUGGCAUCAAAGAGAAUCAUUCAAGACACAUUUCUCGCAAUGACAUGAGACAGCCCAGGAAUGAGAAACCCCCUCGCUUUCAAAAGGAUAUCCAAAAUUCACGGCAGGCCUUGGAAAGUGGUGGGUUACCAAGAAGCAGAGGUCCUGAAAGGCACAACUCUUUAGAACACUGGACAGAUGACAAAAAUAAAAGUGACAGACAUUAUCCUAGAAAUGAUAGGCCAAAGGAUAUGGGUUAUCCCAUAGCUACUCACCAGAGUGAGAUGACUUUCAAAAAGAGGGAUAACAACAUGCAAAACAGAGCAGGAAAAGGGGUAUGUUUCACAGAGUUCAAGGAGAAUUCUGCUGCUCAAGAUAUUGCAGACAACAAUAACCAGAAACGUGGGAAAAGGGAAAACCAAAUACACAAUUCUGAACAUUUCUGCGACAGGAAGGCACGAACAAUAAGUAGUGAGGCCUUUAUGGUAAAGAGUGAGCAGCAUUUUGGUGUUAAUAAUGAUUACCAAAAUCCUAGCAGAACUGAUAACUUUAAUGCUGUACCGAAUGGAGAUACCGAGCAUCAUCAGAAAGGAAGGCGAGUAGGACCCAUCAAAUCAUCAGGACCCGCUGCGAUCCCAGCUUUCGAUGAUAAAAUGUUGUAUUACAACACUGGUCCCAAAAGGAGAUCAGGGCCCAUCAAACCAGAGAAAAUACUAGAACCAUCAAUUCACAUGGAGUAUGGAAAAAGUUGGAGACCAGGGGAUGAAUGCUUUGCUCUUUACUGGGAAGACAACAAGUUCUACCGGGCAGAAAUUGAAGCUCUCCAUUCCUCUGGGACAACUGCCGUUGUUAAAUUCUGUGAUUACGGGAAUUACGAAGAGGUGCUUCUCAGCAACAUCAGGCCUGUUCAUGCAGAUACCUGGGAGGAGGAGGAAGAAACAUAUGACCAAACUCUAGAAUUCCGCAGAGGAGGUGAUGGUCAACCAAGACGUUCCACACGACCUACUCAACAAUUUUAUCAACCCCCAAGAGCUAGAAACUGAUUAAUAAGAAAUAAAAGAAACCUUCUCGAGAUGGGAGGAAAUUCACUGGCAGCUCCAACUUGCUGAAGACUUCUAGAAGAAAUGCUGGCUUUUUCCAAGCAACAGGAUGGAACCAUGAAAGCUCACAUGAGCAGAAGGAAUUUGGACCUGACACCACAAGAGACUUUUUAAAAAGUUCUUAGAUACAUGAAGCUGAAUACUUUUUACAUACAAAAGGGGCAAAUUGUCAUUGCUGCCAUCAAUAAAACCACAGUGCACUAUUCUAUUCUUUGCCUUGUUUUCUUUUUACUGAGCCUUCAUUGUUUGUUAACAUAAUACUAGUGUAUCAUGAUUUUUUUAUUUGUUUUGAAUUGGUUUUGGUUACAAUAUUGUUUCUAGUAAGGUAAACAUAAAGCAGGACACAACUGGGCCAUUUCAUACUGAUUUUAGGCUGGCAUUAGAGAAAAGUAAAAAAAAAUUUCAGCUAACUACUGUACAGUGAAAUUCUGAGUAGGUUUCAACUCUUGUUUCCUGUGUGUGUUUUCCAAAGUUGCUGAAGGCCAAAUUACAGACUUGCCUAUUAUGUUUUUCAUGACCUGUGACUAAAAGGUCAAAGGGGAGGGGAAAAAAUAAUCAUCAGUUUCAAUAGUAAUUUUCUAAAUACUUUUAGGCAAAUACUUUCUUUUUUUUUUAAGGAAUAUUUAUAUUACAGGAAUAGAAACAUUUCUAGAAGGUAGAGGAAAAAGUAGUUUAAACAAAAAAUACCAAAAGGUGCAUAUGAGUAUUUUAAAUGUAAAUACAUGUAUACAUGCACAUGGGUGCAACCAGCUGAAUACUAAGUUCUAAUUUUCUUGUAGCUUUAAACUCUGCUUUUAUGCUCCAUAUGAUUAGAAUGUUUUUCAGUUGUCACUGGCACUUGAAAGAACCUCAUGUCAAACUGCUUUUCAUUCUAAGCUGUAUCUUGGAAUCUCAUUGAUGAUAGCUGAAAUAGUUGAAAUCACACUGU
Molecule: messenger RNA, 3414 nt
Organism: Dryobates pubescens (Downy woodpecker)
Lineage: Eukaryota; Metazoa; Chordata; Aves; Piciformes; Picidae
Gene: TDRD3
Product: tudor domain containing 3
Exons: 14
Coding region: 204-2429 (741 amino acids)
Cellular component (GO): nucleus
Molecular function (GO): protein binding
Source: RefSeq, a predicted model, not a curated record